UCCUGUCUACGGCCUACAGUAAGAUGGCGGUGCAAAUAUCCAAGAAGAGAAAGUUUGUCUCAGAUGGCAUCUUCAAGGCCGAACUGAACGAGUUCUUGACCCGCGAGCUCGCCGAGGACGGCUAUUCCGGUGUGGAAGUCCGUGUCACUCCUACCAGAACAGAAAUCAUCAUCCUGGCCACAAGGACCCAGAAUGUGCUGGGAGAGAAAGGCCGUCGAAUUAGGGAACUGACUGCUGUCGUUCAGAAGAGGUUUGGCUUCCCAGAGGGCAGUGUGGAGCUCUACGCAGAGAAAGUAGCCACUAGGGGUUUGUGUGCCAUCGCCCAGGCAGAGUCACUGCGCUACAAGCUGCUUGGGGGUCUGGCUGUACGUAGGGCCUGCUAUGGUGUGCUGCGCUUCAUCAUGGAGAGUGGGGCCAAGGGCUGUGAGGUGGUGGUGUCUGGGAAACUGAGGGGACAGAGGGCCAAGUCCAUGAAGUUUGUGGACGGCCUGAUGAUCCACAGUGGAGAACCCGUCAACUACUACGUCGACACAGCCGUGCGCCACGUUCUACUAAGGCAGGGUGUGCUUGGGAUUAAGGUGAAGAUCAUGCUUCCAUGGGACCCCAGUGGUAAAAUUGGCCCUAAGAAGCCUCUCCCUGAUCACGUCAGCAUCGUGGAGCCUAAAGAGGAGAUCCUCCCCACCACCCCUGUGUCUGAACAGAAGGGUGUCAAGCCUGAGGUGCCAGUCAUGCCACAGGGUGCCCCAGUGCCCACUGCAUAAAGGUGAUCACCAGGAUUGAAAGGAGCCUAUUGGAAUUUUGUGUACAAAAUAAACAUAGAAAUACAAA
Molecule: messenger RNA, 828 nt
Organism: Chanos chanos (milkfish)
Lineage: Eukaryota; Metazoa; Chordata; Actinopteri; Gonorynchiformes; Chanidae
Gene: rps3
Product: ribosomal protein S3
Exons: 7
Coding region: 24-761 (245 amino acids)
Biological process (GO): translation; positive regulation of apoptotic signaling pathway
Cellular component (GO): nucleus; cytosolic small ribosomal subunit
Molecular function (GO): structural constituent of ribosome; RNA binding
Source: RefSeq, a predicted model, not a curated record